Chrysochloris asiatica (Cape golden mole) is the source of this 795-nucleotide messenger RNA. RefSeq names its product general transcription factor IIH, polypeptide 3, 34kDa (gene GTF2H3). The record is from RefSeq and is a predicted model, not a curated record. The transcript has 11 exons. Gene Ontology annotation, biological process: nucleotide-excision repair; regulation of DNA-templated transcription. NCBI's taxonomy places the organism in Eukaryota, Metazoa, Chordata, Mammalia, Afrosoricida, Chrysochloridae. Gene Ontology annotation, cellular component: transcription factor TFIIH core complex; transcription factor TFIIH holo complex.
AUGGUCUCGGACGAAGAUGAAUUGAAUCUUCUUGUCAUCGUAGUUGAUGCCAACCCAAUUUGGUGGGGAAAGCAAGCAUUAAGAGAAUCUCAGUUCACUCUAUCAAAAUGCAUAGAUGCUGUGAUGGUGUUGGGAAACUCCCAUUUAUUCAUGAAUCGUUCCAACAAACUAGCUGUGAUUGCAAGUCACAUUCAGGAAAGUCGAUUCUUAUAUCCCGGUAAGAAUGGCAGACUGGGAGACUUCUUUGGAGAGCCCGGAAAUCCUUCUUCUGAAUUGAAUCCCUCAGGAAGUAAAGAUGGAAAAUAUGAGCUGUUAACAGCAGCAAAUGAAGUUAUUGCUGAAGAGAUUAAAGACCUAAUGACCAAGAGUGACAUAAAGGGUCAGCAUACGGAGUCUCUACUGGCAGGAUCCCUUGCCAAAGCCCUCUGCUACAUUCACAGGAUGAACAAGGAAGUUAAAGAUAACCAGGAAAUGAAGUCAAGGAUACUGUCAAGUGACGUUUCAGAAUAUCUGUUUUUGUUUUUUCCCCAAAUGUCUUCCCUUUUCCUAUAGUGGGUUUUUCUUCCCGACCAAGACCAGCGGUCUCAGCUAAUUCUCCCGCCCCCAAUUCACGUUGACUACAGGGCAGCCUGUUUCUGUCACCGGAACCUCAUCGAAAUCGGCUACGUCUGUUCCGUGUGCUUAUCAAUAUUCUGCAAUUUCAGCCCCAUCUGCACUACAUGCGAGACAGCCUUUAAGAUCUCUCUGCCUCCCGUGCUGAAGUCCAAGAAAAAGAAAAUGAAAUUGUCUGCUUGA